AACUACUGUUUGAUUUCUGUUUGUAGUAACGUUAUUCCGAUAGCGACAGAUCUGAGGCUAAUAACGAUGUGACCAAUAUGUAUUAUUUGGAAUAACGUCAUAUCGACCAGGGGUUUGUUAUCUAGCCUGCUAACUGUGUAGGGCUAACUACCCCAGUCCCGUGACAGGCUGUAACGUUCAGGUGCAGUCCUCCUUGCCAAGGAAGGAGAGGCACCAGGACCAUGAGUGAGAAUGGCCCUCAUACAGAGGCGACUAUGUAUUUUGAGGUCCAGGUGGAUCACCUGGGGCGGGACGACGAAGAAGAAGAAGACAAGAUCCACUUCGACAAAGACAAUGACCUGAUUCCUGAGCCUUCAUCGUCCUCUGGUCGGGUGUACGACCGCACAACAGUGCUCAUUGAGCGGGACCCCAUCCGGCUAGAUGAGGAGGGCGAAGAGGAGGGUCACUGUGGAGGGGACGAAGAUGGGGUCACCUUCCUGACUGAAGGGGAAGGUGAUGGAGAUGAGGAGGAGGGGUCUCUGGCCUUUAUGACAGACCCUGAUGGCAUGUCACAGGGUUAUGUGCACCACACCAUUUCUCCAGACCAGAUCCAGUUCACAAUAAAUCCAGGCUCCACCCCCAUGCCACGCAACAUAGAGGGGGCGACCCUCACCCUGCACUCUGAGUGCCCAGAGACCAAGCAGAGAGAGGUGAAGCGCUACCAGUGCAUGUUUGAAGGCUGCACAAGGACAUACAGCACGGCGGGAAACCUUCGGACACACCAGAAGACUCACCGGGGCGAGUACACAUUUGUGUGCAAUCAACAGGGCUGUGGAAAGGCUUUCCUCACUUCUUACAGCCUCAAGAUUCAUGUCCGUGUGCACACCAAGGAGAAACCAUUUGAGUGUGAUGUGCAAGGCUGCGAGAAGGCCUUUAACACAUUAUACAGACUGAAAGCACACCAGAGACUCCACACAGGCAAGACAUUCAACUGUGAAUCCGAGGGAUGCACGAAGUACUUUACCACACUCAGCGACCUAAGGAAGCACAUUCGCACACACACUGGGGAAAAGCCAUUCCGGUGUGACCAUGAUGGCUGUGGCAAAGCCUUUGCUGCAAGUCAUCACCUAAAAACACAUGUACGGACACACACAGGGGAGAAGCCAUUCAACUGUCCCAGUGAUGGCUGUGAGAAGACUUUUAGCAGCCAGUACAGUCUGAAGAGUCACAUCCGGGGCCACGACAAAGGACAGCCCUUCAGCGUCACCCUCACCCAUCCGCUCUCCGAAGAUGCAAAUCACUCGCUGUGCCUCAGUGAUUUGAGCCUCAUCUCUACAGAUUCAGAGCUUCGAGAGAACAUGCAUAACGCUCAAAAUUUGGACCUCAGCAACGUGACCCCUGUGAAAAUCUUUGAGCUUAUGUUCCAGAGUCCUGAAAAUAGUGUCAGCCAAGAUGAUGCCCAUCCCAACGAGAGCCUUGCUGAACCCUUCAGCCUAGAGACCUCUGCCCACCCAGUAGUGACUGAUGGCUCGUCUCUCAUCUCAUUCUCUCUCAAUCCUACCUCCUCUUCUUCCUGUUGCCACACAACUGCAGUCAUGGAGGCUCCUUCCCAGCUCAGUCAGACCUCUCCCUCUCUGGCCUCCACCCCUGCCUCUGCAACCACUACUAUCAGCUCCACACAGCCUACUCCUUUCACGCAACUAGCCGGGCCUCAGCAGAUCUCUGAUGUUCCUGCCCAGGCUUCUGUCCAAGCUCCAAGCAACGUCACCCCCCAGCACUACGUGGCACUGCCACCCACAUUCCUGCAGCCUGAUAGUGCCACACAGACCACUCCUCUACCACCACCCAUCACCGCUCCUCCUCCAGUGGCUCCAGAACAGACCACCACAGCUCCAGGCCCUGCUGCUGUGUCUGUUGUUGCGGCCUCCACAACAGACGCUUUGGCAGCUGUGGCUCAACCUGUGCCUUUGGCUAACAACCCUGUCCCUAACUCUGGCACUGGUUUGCCUGCCACUCCUGCCACCAUCACCAUAGCUCCCACCCAGAACCUGUUGCAGCCCAGCUUGGUCAUGUCUGACCAAAACCUCCAGUGGAUCCUCAGCAGUGCUGCCAAUAGCCAGCAGAACCCAGAGCAAGCACCACAUCAAGGAGCUCCAAAAGUGGAAAAGGUUUUCUUCACUACAGCCAUACCAGUGGGAGGAAAUGCUGGCAGCUCAGUCCAACAGAUCGGCCUCAGCCUGCCAGUCAUCAUCAUCAAACAGGAGGAAUCCUGCCAGUGCCAGUGUGCUUGCAGGGACUCUGCUAAAGAUAAGAGUUCAAAGAGUGCCUCCUCCAUUGUUUCAGCCCCAGCACCGCCUCAACCAUCAGAGCCGCCUCCUCCCCCACCGCUACAACCCCCAGAGCCUCUUCACCAUCCAGCCACCUCAUCUUCCUCGUGCUGCCUUCCCGAGUCUUCCUCCAAGGUGGGUGGUGAGGUGAGGUUGGAGGCCCCCACUACUUCUUCCUCCGGCUCAGCUCAAACUUUCUCCACUAUAGUGAGCAGCACUGCCACCAGCCCUCCCUCAUCUGACGGGUUAGCUAACAUGGAUGUCUCGGACUUCCUCUCCCUGCAGAGCCCUGAGACUGCUGCCAACAUUGAGGCUCUGCUGCUGGUCGCUGAAGACUUCAACAUGGCCACUGAUGGCAAUACUUAGAGCUGACUUCUGAGUCUGCCACCAUGUGUUGGUUGCACCCACUCAGCCACAGGCAUCAAUUCCACAGGCAUCAUUUCCACCCACAUCGCGAGUUAUUCUCCACAGUGACACCUCUUCUUUCUCUCUAUAUAGUGUGUGCAUCGAACCCCCUGUACCUGCAGUGCGUUAUGUUCUGUAUGGCAUUGCGCAACAUAUAUACAUGAACUAUGAAUAAUUUCUGUUGAGACUUUAGAAACAAGAUUAGUUUGCUUUGGAGAUUUAGCAACUUUAAUGCAGGGAAAAGGCAGCAAAUCCUUUGUUAUAAACAUAAUCAAAUGUACAUGAUAUCCCUCAAUAUCAACUCGAAUUGGUUGAAUGAAAAAUGAGUGUUGUCCAUGCACUGAUGAGUUCCAUUUUCCUGGCUUGAAGAUCACACCAGAGCAGGAAACCAAAACUUGUCUGUAUAUCUUUGUACUGUACUACAGGUCCGAACAAAUCCUUAAAGCUGGUAUGCAACUGACCAGAAUGCACUGUAUAUUAGAGGAAUUUACUAUAAUUUUAUCAAGCAUUGCUCCCGGUAGGAAUUUGAGGGUUGGCCACAUAGCCCCUCAUUGCUGUCAUACAGUAUGACAUGAUUUCCUCAGUACUUUUGUUUCCUAGGAAGACUAGUAUAGUCCAGAAAAUGUGAUUAUUCUUUUCUACUUCUUUUGACAGUUUACUAAUUGAGAAAAAGAACCUGUGACCAGAUCUGCCUGAAAUUAAGUCAAUACAUCAAUAAGUUGCCUAUAACUUAACUAAUUUAAAUUUGUACAUGUUAAUUUAUUUAAAUGCUUGAUUCUUUCAUUAUACUGGUAAUAUUUUCAAGAUAGAAGAGAAAUAUAUUAAUUUAUUCCAAUCACUUGUUGUAUUUUUAAGUUGAGCUGUUUUUAUGUUACUGAAUUGCUUUUUUUUUUUUUAAGAACGUAAUGGGUAUUGUUUAAAGCAAGUUUGAGAAAGAGACACCAAUAGUUAUAGACUGCACAGAAGCAAAUUUUCCUCUAGGAUCUGCUUGCCACAAUGAAAAAGUAAGGAACUACUGUCAACAUCCCAUAUUUCAUAGGGUUGUGACCCUCUCAGGGAUGCAUCAAGUCAACUGGUUCUGGAUACUGGGUUCUGGUUCCCUUAAUGUGUUACUCGGACAGUUUUUACCAGAUGCCCCACACUUGCAGUAGCCCUACAUUUCGCUGCACUCUUCCCUGUUAAUUGCACACUAAGUUGUAAAGUGAGUAAUCUGACAGCUAAUGUUAGCUGAGGUGCAGCACCACUACAGAUUUUUGUAUACAACUGCUGUAAAGUAGCAUUUAAAAGACUAUGUCCUGGUGACAGUGUAAAUACAGUACACCUUAGUGUAAACAUCUUUGAGAAACGUGUAGAUUAUUCUAGAAUUUGUAUUUUUGUAUAGACUUUUGAAUUACUAACUCUCAGAGUUUGGAGCGAAAGUAUACCCUCUAUCCUUGCAUUCUUCCCCCAGUCACAUUUAUGCAGAAGUUUUUGCUGUGUUUAGUUGAAUAAUUAUACUAGCAGCUGGGCUUUUGUACAGUCCCCAUAAUAACAAUAUAUGUACUUCAUAGCCACCUGCUCAGAGUAUGAUCCAACAGUAUUGUUUCACAUGGGACACAAUGCAAUGAUGAUAGAUCGAAGGCAUAUGCCCUGUAUCUUAAGAGUGUAGAGCCACAUGGCCUUACAACAGAACUGUUUUGAGCCUCCUUACCUUGACAGUCUCUGCUUCAGACUUGCCAUUGACAUGCCAAUCCUCUUCAUUGAGUCUCAGGCAAUCACAGCAGUGGAUUGCAAUACAGCAAAAGCCUUGAGACAAAGCUUAUGGUUUUCCUAGAGUCUAUCGUUUUCCAGUAGAAAGUCAUUAAUGCAGCAUUGCUAAAAAUAUAAUCUGCCACAUAACAGAUGCAGGUGAUGUGAUUCUGCAUUUUAGGUCCAGGCUGUAGGAUCUAACCAAACUGACAUGCAUGUCGCAUAAAUUGUGUCUUGAUUUUUUUAUUUUGUUUCCUUCUGCCAUAUUUUCAGUGGAGCUUUCCUUCAAAGGCGGUUAAGAUGUUGUGAAAGGCUCCAGUUACACAUUUUGUGCUCAACCAUUCCAUAUAUGCAGUAUUAGGUAAGAGAGUCUGUUUGGCUCCAUUGGAUUACAAAAUGUUAACUUACCAUUUCCCUGUUAAGGCACUCUGAAAUUACUGCCAGGAGUCAAGCUCAUACAUCAAAUAUAUAUUCUCAUACAUGCAUACUGUCAUUAAACAACUAUGCAAAUUGAAGUGUGGCAUUUAAAUAGUGAUUCCAAGACAAGAUUUGUUCCUCCCUCCAUGAAAGGAUAUUCUGCUACAACCUUAUGUGCUGAACUCCAGAGUCAAAAGCUGCCUUUUCAAUCCAUAUGUUACGCAUGUUUCCUGAACUCCAGCAUAGAGCAUUUUGUUUUCCACAUUUGGAGUGGUGUGAAUCUGGACUUUGCAGCGUGCCCAUCCAAGUACUGUUCCCAUGAAUGUUGACCACAUCCUUUACAUGCCGUUUAAAACCAACUGGAUUUGUUUUGAGUACUGAAAGAAUGACUGAUUCUGUUUUAAGAAUUAUUUUUGGUCAAAUGUAUGGAUUGUUUUCUCUUUUAAUGCAUAAACAUGUUUCAUUGGGGCUUGCUUUGUAAUCAUCUCAGCCUUUCACAUUUAUAUUUGACAUGUGGAUAAUCUGGCUCAUCUUCACCAAUGAAAGUCAAACUUAAAGCUGCUGCCGUGUUUUAAUCAGCAAGCAGAGUGAAUGAUGGUGACAUUGUUUUGGAAGCACAUGGUUUGAUCAAAUGUAUAGCCAGUGUGAUUUUUGGAAACUGAGUAUUUCUGCCAGCACCAACAUUUUCCCCUCCCCCAAUGGGCAGCAAUAUUU
Molecule: messenger RNA, 5570 nt
Organism: Micropterus salmoides (largemouth bass)
Lineage: Eukaryota; Metazoa; Chordata; Actinopteri; Centrarchiformes; Centrarchidae
Gene: mtf1
Product: metal-regulatory transcription factor 1
Exons: 11
Coding region: 222-2672 (816 amino acids)
Biological process (GO): positive regulation of transcription by RNA polymerase II; central nervous system development
Cellular component (GO): nucleus
Molecular function (GO): DNA-binding transcription activator activity, RNA polymerase II-specific; RNA polymerase II cis-regulatory region sequence-specific DNA binding
Source: RefSeq, a predicted model, not a curated record